Messenger RNA from Dujonia railenensis, 981 nucleotides. NCBI's taxonomy places the organism in Eukaryota, Fungi, Ascomycota, Pichiomycetes, Serinales, Debaryomycetaceae. The record is from the annotation of a GenBank genome assembly.
AUGUCUACUUUCUCUAAGGCCAAUUUCAAGACUCUUAACUAUAACUCCUUCAGACCGCACUACCCCGCGCUGUUUUACAAGAUUCUUGGUGACUAUGCUAGUCAGAAGCUGGGAAUCAAGAAGGCUGUUGAUUUAGGCUGUGGUACAGGGGUUGCAACAUACCCCUUGCUUAACUUCUCAGAUCAGGUGAUCGGUGUUGAUCUUUCACCAAAGAUGGUGGAAACUGCUAAUCUGUUGGUGAACGAUAGGUGCGAGACCAUGGGGAUCUCAGAUAAGAGUCGAAUUCACUUCGUCGCUGGAAGUGUAGAAUCUUUAGCCUAUGACAACUCUAGUAAUAAAGAUGAGAAGAUAUUUGGGAAUGGAGAUCUUGAUUUGAUAACUGCCGCUCAAUGUAUACAUUGGUUUCAAGAUUAUCCUACCUUCUUCCAAUCCAUCGCGAAGCUGUUGAAGCCGGGCGGCACUUUAGCUUACUGGUACUACAUAGAUUCCAUCGUCGUAGACUACAAGGGCAGUAACCUUGACUCUGCGUCCAUAAAAACAGCCAAAUUAGAAAAAUCAUGGCAAAUUGUCUCCAAAUAUCUCUACGAUGACCCCAAUUUCGCCGGGCCUCACUGGGAACAGCCUGGAAGAGGGAUCCUUAGGGACCAUUUGAGAAAAGUCGAUGAGGCUAUCCCCAAGGAUCUCUUCACCGAUAUCAAAAAAAAUAAGUUCAUUUCCGAUAUUAGUGAUCCUGAGAAAACGUUCCCCAGUGUCGAGAAUGGCGAUCUUAAAAUUGUAAUGAAGGACUUACCACUUAGUGCAAUUAAGGACUACCAUAGCACAGCGAGUGGAAUUCACAACUACAAAGAAGCCCACGGGGACAAGGCAAUUGACAUCCCCUCGCAGAUCUUAAAGGAUUGGGAAAGUGAAUUGGGCUGGGGAGAAGAUACUACAGUAGACUACGUAUUCCACUCGGGAUACACCUUCAUGAGAAAGAAGUAA